AGGAAAAAAAGGCGGGAAACGCCGCCAUUUUGGUCGCCAUGGAAGCUGAGGCGCAGAGGUUGAAAGCGGCUUUUCAUUACACUGUUGCUCGUCUGUGCGAGGACGUUGCUGAAGAUAAAAACAUUCAGUUUAGCAGACAGACCAUUGCAGCUAUUUCUGAGAUCACCUUUCGACAAUGCGAAAUGUUUGCAAAGGACCUUGAAAUGUUUGCCAAGCACGGAAAACGGAGUACAGUUAAUGUUGAAGAUGUGAAACUUUUGGCUCGAAGGAGUAACUCAUUGUUGAAGUAUAUUACUCAGAAAAGUGAUGGGCUUUCUUUGAAUAACCUGGAACAAAAAGAAAAAAAGAAAAAGAAAUCUGCUGCUAAGAAAGGAGGAAGAAAUUCAAAUGAGCUUGAAGAACCUGUGGCAGUCGAGAAUGAAGAUUCCAACAUGGCAUAAAACUCACUUUUGCUUGUGUCAAGAUGGGGAUUUCUCACAUUCAUUAUGAAGCCCAGUUCCUCAGUGUCAUCUUGCCUUGAUUACAAUUCUAUUUUUUUUUAAAUUUAAAUAAGCACUGUGUAUUUGGAAAAUAAAUAAACAUUGGGAAAAGAGAAAUACCUUAAUGGGGAACUUGGAUGAUUCUGGAAAUGAGUUAUUUAAGAUGAGAGAGGUCGACCUGAAGAAUAAUGAUUGUAUACCUUAUAAACAGCAAAAGGCACAUUUAGUUCUCACUGGACAAAAUAUUUGGGAAUCUUAAGAGCAAAUUUUUCAGGGCUUUACACUGUACUAAUUUUCCUAGGAAGAAAAGUUGGCAGCUGGAAAUUGGACACGUAAUAGCAUCUACCAUCAGUAAAGCUACAGGCACUGGAGAAGAAUAAGGAAAAAAUACAUAUCUUGAGAUCUUUCCUGCUUUCAUAAAGGAAUAGUUCCUGCCCCUUCUUGAAAAUAUUUUAGACAUAUUUUUUUCAUUCGAAUUGGCUUUCAGGUUUUCACAAAAUAGGUCCAACCACAAUAUACAUUAUACAGAGCCUCAGUGGCAUAGUGGUUAGAGUGCAGUACUGCAAGUUACUUC
Messenger RNA from Thamnophis elegans (Western terrestrial garter snake), 1053 nucleotides. RefSeq names its product centromere protein S-like. The transcript is spliced from 5 exons. The coding region runs from base 39 to 440 and encodes 133 amino acids. Lineage: Eukaryota; Metazoa; Chordata; Lepidosauria; Squamata; Natricidae. Gene Ontology annotation, molecular function: chromatin binding; protein heterodimerization activity. Gene Ontology annotation, cellular component: Fanconi anaemia nuclear complex; FANCM-MHF complex. Gene Ontology annotation, biological process: replication fork processing; resolution of meiotic recombination intermediates. The record is from RefSeq and is a predicted model, not a curated record.